Molecule: messenger RNA, 2737 nt
Organism: Saitoella complicata NRRL Y-17804
Lineage: Eukaryota; Fungi; Ascomycota; Saitoellomycetes; Saitoellales; Saitoellaceae
Exons: 1
Coding region: 302-2641 (779 amino acids)
Source: RefSeq, a predicted model, not a curated record
UGCUCUUCCCUUUCGGUUGACCUGCUCUAUGAGUGAAUGUUACAUAAACUACCCUAUGGCUAUCCCCCCUUAUGAUUCAAAUAGAAACAAUUUCUCUGUGACUGCGGUCCGUGCUUCACUCUACUCUAUUCGAUCGACUCUGUCUCUCCCUAUUCCAGACUCCUGGUCUCGGCAUACAUAAUCUGCCCGCCCGCCCCGAACCAAGCCAAUCCAGCGUUACUCACAGUCUCUUUCCUUUCUUUUUCACCGAACCACAACAUCUGUUCACUAUCUUUCGUUCUUUAUCUACCAACCUACAACAAUGAGCGCCCAAGUCGAAGAACAGCCCGUCGUUGCUGCCCCUGUUGUUUUUGAGGAGCCUGUGGCCCCUGUCGAGGAGGUUGUUGCCGUCGUUGAGGAGCCAGUCGUUCCCAUCGCCCUCCCAGAGUCUACCGAUGCUGCUCCCGUCGUCGAGCCCGCUACCGAGGCUCAGGCCGAGGCUGUCGAGCCAUUGAAUGCGGAGGCUGUUGCCCCUGUGGUUGCCAAGGAGGCCGCGCCGGUCGCGGCUUCUGAGGAGGUUGUUGACCCUACGGAGGCUAUGGCUGGUGAGACCAUCGAGAUGGCCGGCGGCUGGGUUUCCUACAAGACCUCUGGAUUCAUCCCUCACAUGAACAAGCGUUGGUUCUACUUCCGCGACGAGGCGUACCCUCUCGGCGACCUCAACCGUUACCUCCGCAAGAACGAGAAGAAGACUUCCAUCCUUUUCGACCCCAAGCACCAGCACGGCAAGACCGGCUCCGACGAGCUCAAGUCUACUGUCAUGCCGCAGGACCCCAACAAGCAUGUCUACGACAACUUGGCCCACGCCGCCGUCACUGGUAAAGGUCUUUUGUUCUGGAGCAAAAUCAAGUCCGACACCUCCUCUCCCAGCGGUAUCAUCAACCUUGCUGACAUCAGCGAGGUCCACCACGAGGGUCUCACGACCGACCGUUUGGUCUUGAAGCUCGCUUACGAGAAGGAGUACCAUUUGCAGGUUGCCAUCCCCGCCGAGCGUCACUCUUGGAUCGAGACCAUCAAGAAGAAGGUCGGAGAGGCCAAGGCUGCCCGUGAUGAGGUUCAGGCUUCCUUCAUCUACAAGCAGGUCUUGUCCAAGCUUGAGAACCACACUGCGUUCAAGCCUGCUGCCAACCCUGCCGCUCCCUCUGGUGCCGAGGAGGUCUUCAGCGAUGACGAGGAGGAGGCUCCCGAUGCGCCUGCCAUCGACGCCAUCGCAGCUCCUGCCGCUACCGAGGCUGCUCCUUCCUCUCCCGAGGACAAGAAGAAGUUGAAGCGUGGAUCUUCCAUCCUCGAGAAGCUUCCCUUCAUGCACCACAAGCAUCACGAGGAGAAGAAGGAGGUUGCCGAGACUGAGCAGCCCGCCACUGUUGCUGAAGAGACCGAGAUUGCUCCUGUUGACGCCGCCGAGGCUGUUGAGACUCCCGCUACCGAGGAGCCCGUCGCUGUCCGCUCUGUUGAGCCCACCGCUGAGGUCGCCGCCGAGGCUGCUGCUGUUGAGGAGCCUGUCGUUGAGGCUCGUCCUACUGUGAAGGAGGGGCGUCGUCAGUCUUUCUUCGGUAAGAUGUUCAACAAGAAGGAGAAGCCCGAGGCCGCCCCUGUCGCUGAGGUUGCCCCUGUUGAGGAGGCUGUUGCUCCAGUUGAGGGGCCCGCCCUGGAGGCCGUCAUUGUUGCUGAGCAGACCACCAUUGUCGCCGCUACCACCGAGCCCGUUGCCGAGGCUGCCCCGGUGGCUGCUGAGCCUGUUACUGAGGAGAAGAUCGUUGCUCCUACCCCCAAGAGGUCCAAGUCUCCCUUCCGCUUCUUCAAGCGUGUUCUCUCCCCCAGCAAGCACCAGGACGCCGAGCCUGAGGCCGCUAUCACCGAGGUCGUCGCCAUCGAGCAAACUAUCAUAGUCGCUGCCCAGCAGCAGCUCCCUGAGAUCCCCGACGUCUCUUCCCCCAUCGACGUUCAGGCUCCCGCCGAGGCUUUGAUCAUUGCCGAGAGCACCACCCUCGUCGCUGCAGCUACCACUGAAGCUCCUGUCGUCCAGGAGUCCAGUGAGCCUGCUGAGUCUUCUCCUUCCAGCUCUCCCAAGAACAGGCGUCUCAGCAUGAACUUCUUCAAGCGUAACAAGUCAUCCGAGACUGCUCCUCACGUCGAGCCUAUCACCGAGGCUGUUGUCGUUGAGGAGACCAACGUGGUCGCUGCCGUCGUCCCUGCUGCUGAGGCGGCCCCCGUUGAGGCUGCUGCUCCUGAGGCCGAGGCUACCCCUACUGUUGAGGUCGCUGGUGAGCCCAAGGCUGAGGCCAAGGAGAAGAAGGAGGAGUCCGUCCUUGGAAAGGUGACUUCCCUCUUCCGUUCUGCCUCCAAGAAGGCCAAGGGUAGCAAGAAGGAGAAGCCUGUCGAGGAGCUCAAGACUGAGACUGUCAAGGAGGAGCAGGUUGCUGAGGAGACUACAGAGGCUGAGGCCGCUCCUGCUUUGCCAGUGCUCAACGAGCCUGUGGUCGAGCAAGCUACCGUCGCCGAGUUGGUUUCUCAGCUCCCCGUUGUUGAUGCCCCUGUUGAGGCCGCUGCCGUUGCGGAGGUCGUCAAGACCGCCCCCAAGGCUGUUGAGGCUACCGCAUAAAGAAUCCGAUUGGGGUUGCUGUUUUUGAUUCCUGAACGGGAUACGCUAUGGAUGUUCUUCCCUUUUUGUUUCAUUUUUCUCGACGCCUGAGCCCUC